This is a messenger RNA of Adineta ricciae, 495 nucleotides long. Lineage: Eukaryota; Metazoa; Rotifera; Eurotatoria; Adinetida; Adinetidae. The record is from the annotation of a GenBank genome assembly.
AUGAACACAGUGUCCUUCGGUCAGCCACCGACAACGAUCACUAAUUGGCUUGAACAUUUUACUGAAGAACAAAUCCAAGAAUUUCGACAAGCUUUUCUCCUGUACGAUAAAGAUUCCGACGGUGCGAUUAAUCCCAAAGUACUUGGAAACGUUAUGAGAACUCUUGGGCAAAAUCCUACAGAAGACGAACUUAAAGGAUUGAUCAAUGAGUUUGAUUGUGAUGGUAAAGGUUUGAUCGACUUUGAUGAAUUCCUUCAGAUGAUGGCUAAACGAGCGAAAGAACAUAAUGAAGAAGAUGAAUUAAUAGAAGCAUUUCGUGUAUUUGAUAAAAAUGGUCAUGGAUAUAUAAAAGUUGCUGAAUUGAAACAUAUCAUGACCAAUUUAGGUGAACAGUUUUCAAAUGAUGAAGUUGACGAAAUUCUAAAUGAAAUCGAUACUACUGGCAAUGGAAUAAUCCGAUAUGAAGAACUUGUCAAGAUGAUUACUGGCAAAUAA